UGCAGAUUGUAGCCCCUCUGAUCAUUCAAACCUGCCGGCUGUGUCUUUUACUAUAUAAACCUGACCUCCAUCCUCGGUUCCUCUUCUAUCUGGAAGUAGCACUACGUACUAAUUAAGUACUUGGUUCUUCUGUACGUGUUUCUUUAACAGGGUUUCUGGGUUUACAGAAAUGUCUGGUGAAGUAGUAGCACCAGGGAAUCCCGAAACAAGUAUGGAGGAAUUUCCCAAAGAACUCACUAGGAAGAAAACUUUACGAAGAUAUGAUUCCCUGGACCUUGAAUCCUCCAAAGUCCCAGGUCGUCACGGCCAUGGCUCCAAGGCUGUGGGGUGGUCAGUGAUCUUACAUCUGGCAUUCCAGAGCAUCGGAAUUGUGUACGGAGACAUAGGAACCUCACCGCUGUAUGUGUAUGCGAGCACUUUCACAAAUGGGAUCAAGCACAACGACGACAUAUUGGGUGUUCUUUCUUUGAUCUUCUAUACUAUCACCUUAAUCCCCGUCGUUAAGUACGUUUUCAUCGUCCUGCAGGCCAAUGACAAUGGCGAAGGAGGUACUUUUGCCCUGUACUCUCUCAUAUGCCGCUAUGCUAAGGUGGGUUUGAUUCCAAGUCAGCAAGCUGAGGAUCAGGAGGUUUCCAAUUUCCGGCUUGAUUUACCAAGUGGUCGCCAGAAGAUAGCAUCAAGGGUCAAGGCUAACCUGGAGGGCAGCCAUUUUGCCAAGUUCUUCCUUCUCUUUGCAACAAUGCUUGGUACUGCCAUGGUGAUUGGUGAUGGUGUUCUCACUCCUUGCAUCUCAGUUCUAUCGGCUGUGGGAGGAAUCAAGGAAGCCACAUCUGAAAUGACAGAAGAUAUGAUUGUUUGGAUAUCAGUAGCUAUCUUGAUCUUCCUGUUCAUGAUUCAAAGAUUCGGAACAGACAAAGUGGGGUAUAGUUUUGCGCCAAUAAUCUGUAUUUGGUUCGCAUUCAUUGGGGGUAUUGGCCUUUUCAACUUCAUCAAAUUUGAUCCAACUGUUAUCAAAGCCAUAAACCCAUAUUACAUUGUACAAUAUUUCCGAAGGAACAAAAAGGAAGCUUGGGUUUCUCUUGGUGGAGCUGUUCUUGCCAUAACAGGAACGGAAGCACUAUUUGCCGAUGUUGGCCACUUCACAGUUCGGUCCAUACAAAUAAGUAUGUGCUCAGUGACCUACCCAGCUCUCAUUUUGGCUUACUCUGGACAGGCUGCCUUCCUUCGCAAGCACAACGAUCUUGUUAAGAAUGCCUUCUACAAGUCCAUACCAGAUCCAUUGUAUUGGCCAAUGUUUGUGGUGGCCAUAUUGGCAUCAAUAGUAGCUAGCCAAGCUAUGAUUUCAGGGACUUUCUCCAUUGUCCAGCAAUCCCUCUCACUUGGGUGUUUCCCUCGGGUGAAAGUCGUGCAUACAUCGGCUAAAUAUGAAGGACAAGUUUACAUACCAGAAGUCAAUUACAUUCUCAUGUUGGCUUGUGUUGGUGUCACUUUGGGUUUCCGGAGCACCGAAAAGAUUGGCCACGCCUACGGUAUUGCAGUGGUAUUUGUGAUGACCCUCACAUCAGCAUUCGUGGUACUAAUCAUGCUCAUGAUAUGGAAAUCCCACUUACUCCUUAUAUUAUCCUAUGUUGUUGUUAUUGGCUCUGUGGAGCUUCUGUAUUUAAGCUCAGUCCUCUACAAGUUUGACCAAGGAGGAUAUCUUCCCCUAGCCUUUGCCUUAGUCCUGAUGAGCAUUAUGUAUAUUUGGAACGACGUGUACAGAAGAAAGUACUUUUACGAGCUUGAACACAAAGUUUCUUCACAGAAGUUCGAGGAGAUUGUUGCAGAUGCAAAGUUUUGUCGAAUGCCAGGGUUGGCCUUGUUCUACUCGGAGCUUGUUCAAGGCAUUCCACCUAUUUUCAAACACUAUGUUGCGAACGUGCCUGCACUGCACUCUGUCCUCGUUUUCGUCUCCAUCAAGUCGCUGCCCAUCGGCAAGGUUCCAAUCGAAGAGCGUUUCCUCUUUCGUCGAGUGAAGCCGAAUGACCAGAACGUGUUUCGAUGUGUUGUGAGAUACGGAUACACAGACAUGCGCAACGAGGAAGAGUCCUUCGAGAAGAUGUUGGUGGAAAGAUUGAAGGAGUUCAUCAUAGAUGAUUUUUGGUUCUCCCAAAAUGCAUCAAGCAAUAUUAAUGCAGUCGAAAAUGAUGGUGAGAGUGAGUUGGAUGGUGUUUUGGUGGAGGACGGAGAGAGAGAAAACCAUGAGGAUACAAAGCACGAUGAAGAAGAGAGGCUGCAAGAGGAGGUGGAGAGAGAGAUCGAGGGAGUGGAGAACGCAAGGCGUGCAGGGGUUGUUCAUUUGAUUGGUGAAAAUGAAGUGGUUGCGGGGAAAGGAGCGGGUCUAGCGAAGAGAUUUCUGAUUAAUUAUGGAUACAAUUUCUUGAAGAAAAAUCUGAGACAGACUGAAAAUGUUUAUGAUAUUCCUCGCAAGCGGAUGCUGAAAGUGGGCAUGACUUAUGAGCUUUAGUUUAGAACUUGUAUAUCUAUUGGAAUCAGUACAUAUUGGAUUCAGAUGGGGGCUGGAUUAAUGUUGGCCGGAUGCCCCACUUGCCUUGGCUAGAGAGAAGAGCCUGGGUUAUUGUGCAGGUCUUGUAAAUUGCACAAGUAUAACGUAUCGCUUAUAUAAAAUAGUAGAUUUAAUUGUUUA
This is a messenger RNA of Carya illinoinensis, 2686 nucleotides long. RefSeq names its product potassium transporter 5-like. Gene Ontology annotation, cellular component: membrane. Gene Ontology annotation, molecular function: potassium ion transmembrane transporter activity. NCBI's taxonomy places the organism in Eukaryota, Viridiplantae, Streptophyta, Magnoliopsida, Fagales, Juglandaceae. The record is from RefSeq and is a predicted model, not a curated record. The transcript has 8 exons. The coding region runs from base 170 to 2506 and encodes 778 amino acids. Gene Ontology annotation, biological process: potassium ion transmembrane transport.